Molecule: messenger RNA, 511 nt
Organism: Camelina sativa (false flax)
Lineage: Eukaryota; Viridiplantae; Streptophyta; Magnoliopsida; Brassicales; Brassicaceae
Source: RefSeq, a predicted model, not a curated record
UUCAUUUUUUGUAAAACAUUCACAAUUGUUAUUUAAAUUAUUCAUAAUGUGUGGCUCAUACGCAUUUCACAUACUGUUUAGAGUCACAUUCAUGGUUAUUCUCUUGGGUUCUCUAUGUGAGGCGAGACUGCAUUUAGAUGUUGAUAUCAUCAAUGAUAUUGAUCCAAAUGUUCAAUUGGGACUACACUGCAAAUCGAAGGACAAAGAUCUAGGAUCACAAUCUUUAGUCCUUCAUCAACACUGGGGAUUUAGAGAAGCUAUCAACAGUUGGGAAACAACUUUGUUCUUUUGUCACUUUAAAUGGGGAAGUCAAGAUAAAUGGUUUGAUAUUCUUGUAACUAGGAGAGAUCAAUAUGUAUGUAAACAUCAUCCGUGUGUUUGGAGUAUAAGACCUGAUGGUCCAUGUAGAUUAACAGGUCAAGAAAAAUGUUAUCCUUGGAAUGCAUGAUAAUAUUUGAAUACCAUUGUAACAAGAUUUCGGAAUUAUAAGCUAAAGAAGAAAAAUAUAUUA